Sapajus apella (tufted capuchin) is the source of this 5380-nucleotide messenger RNA. RefSeq names its product ring finger protein 152 (gene RNF152). Gene Ontology annotation, cellular component: lysosome; lysosomal membrane. The record is from RefSeq and is a predicted model, not a curated record. NCBI's taxonomy places the organism in Eukaryota, Metazoa, Chordata, Mammalia, Primates, Cebidae. Gene Ontology annotation, molecular function: ubiquitin protein ligase activity. The transcript has 3 exons. Gene Ontology annotation, biological process: negative regulation of TORC1 signaling; cellular response to amino acid starvation; protein polyubiquitination. Bases 347 to 958 code for a protein of 203 amino acids.
AGCGGGGCGGGCGCGCCAGGACCACCCGGCGAUGCUGUCGCCGCCGCUGCCUCUGUAGAGAAGCGCCAGAGCCCGCCGCGGAGAAAGGCUGAAGAAAGCUCAGUCUCAAUUGUGUUUCCUGCCUGUCAGCCUCUUGCCUCCCAAACGCAUACCAUUUCCACUUGAUGUCAUCACGCAGAAGGGGGUGAAAGAGACUCGGUGACAGAUUCAGAAAUGAACACACCUAUGAGUACUGGAUGCCUGUGAGCUCCCCAUCACCUGCACUGCAAAGACGCAGAGCGGCGGCCUCUGAGAAGCAGCUCCUUCCCCCUCACCUUGGCCUUGACCUUCCUGCUCAAGGUCUACCAUGGAGACGCUGUCCCAGGACUCCCUGCUGGAAUGUCAGAUCUGUUUCAAUUACUACAGCCCCCGGCGCAGGCCCAAGUUGCUGGAUUGCAAGCACACCUGCUGUUCAGUGUGCCUCCAGCAGAUGAGGACCAGCCAGAAGGACGUGCGGUGCCCCUGGUGCCGUGGUGUCACCAAGCUGCCCCCUGGCUUCUCCGUGUCACAGCUCCCUGACGACCCAGAGGUCCUGGCUGUCAUUGCCAUCCCACACACUUCCGAGCACACCCCGGUCUUCAUCAAACUUCCCAGCAAUGGGUGCUACAUGCUGCCCCUGCCCAUCUCCAAGGAGCGCGCGCUGCUGCCCGGAGACAUGGGCUGCCGCCUGCUGCCCGGGAGCCAGCAGAAGUCCGUCACCGUGGUGACCAUCCCUGCUGAACAGCAGCCUCUGCAAGGCGGGGCUCCCCAGGAGGCGGCGGAGGAGGAGCAGGACAGGCGGGGCGUGGUGAAAAGCUCCACCUGGUCGGGGGUGUGCACUGUCAUCUUGGUGGCCUGCGUCUUGGUCUUCCUCCUCGGCAUCGUGCUCCACAACAUGUCUUGCAUCUCUAAGCGCUUCACUGUGAUUUCCUGUGGCUGAAGACAGCUGCAGUGAAGUCUCUGGUGGGUGCCAACUUAGGGGUUGAGCAGGUUGGUGAUGAGAUCCCGGUGAGAAGAUGGGGGGGAGCGACACUGACCAUUUGGUGCUGAGCGCUGGCCUCUGGGUUGCCUCUUGAUUUACCCCAAGACAGACACGAAGGGCAGAAGGUGAGGUCUCAACAAGAUACCAGGCGAAUUGUUCUGAGUGUUGAUGGCAACAGCUUUGAAGAUGAUUGCAUGCAUCCUCAUAAUCAUGUAUUCAAUGGACUGUAAUUUAUGAUUUUUGAAAAUCAUGUUACAAGAUAGACAUAGUCUACUUAGACGUUAAACUGCACAAGUGCGUACAAUGUGAUCUUCUCUAAAUGCGGUAGAUUAAAACAAAGAUGCUAUGUAUACAAGUAGAGUUAAACCUGCGAAUCCGUGUAAAAAUCCAGUGAAGACAUGCACUGCUGGCUUCUUUACUUUUUUUUUUUGUUCUUUUUAUUGAAACGCAGUCUUCAUUUAGUUGCUAAGGCUUUUUAUACAUUUUGAAUGGCACCAAAACAAAACAAGUCAAGGCGGACGGUCGUUUUUUUGGAGAAAAUAUUUGAACAAGUGUCUCCAAUGUGUUGUGUUUUGUCAUGAACGUUCAUUUUCUUCACGUGUAAUUAGAGCUCACUACGUGUUGAUGAAACUGAAAGCUCAACAGGGGAGCAAUAAACUGAGAAAUCGUGAGACAUGUCCAGUCCUGCGGGAACCCUGUAUGCUGAUUUUCCUCAAGCCAUCUCACAAAAUAAGAAUUUCAAAUGUAAAUAUUGUGUAUUUGUGUGUGUAUGUAUGUGUGUCUAAUUUGAUUUACCUCAGGUGUUUGAGUCUUUGCAGAAGAAUCCCGGGAUUAAGACUUCAUUGGGCAUGGGUGAGUCGAGUCUCUGAAGCGGUGGCCACUUCAUGGGCACCUGCACCCAGCGAGGAGUCUCCUAUCCGUCACCUGCAACACUCACUCCUCCUCUGUGUAUUUGAGUCCUGCAUUUUGUCAGAGGCAAAUGGAAAGUAACAGAACAGUGUCUUUUCUCCCGGUUUGGGAAUCUUGCGCUGGCCAUGAGUGUUGUGACUGAUGGCCAACCUGGGCGGGCGUUUUAAUAGAUGGUCUGUGGUUCUUUUUUGAAAGAUGCUCUUCCACGAGAGUUAAACCAAUUAGAAUUCCAGUUUCCUCUUAUUGAUGUAAGAGAGAGUAUCUCCUGUAUUUUAACAUGUUUUUACUGAGAAAAGUGGCAAGGUAAACCAACAGCUCAAAUUCCCAAAAUAAGUGGACCAGUUCUUCAUCUACUGUCAAAUAUUCUUAAAUGUGUAACGGUCUCUAGAUGCUCAUGAAGGAAGCUCUGCUAGACGUAAGUGAUAAAUUCCUAUCCCUGGGUGCAUGUGCAUUCAGAAAUAGCUAUGAGCUUUACAGUUCUCAUCUAACUUAUUUUAUGGAAUUCAUGAAGCAAGUGGUAUGUGACAAGGACUCCACUUAUAAAUGUAACUGUUUUUGUGUUCCACUGAAUCCCUGAAAAUGGUGAGGAGGGUGGGGGGAAGUGAAGGAAAGAGAAGCAGGGCUAAUUCUAAAAAGCAAGGCUAGAAAAUAGCCCUGUGAGGUCAAGAUAAUUUAUUUACAUGCUACCUGUUAUCUUCAAGCGACACAAAACAUGCAUAUAAAAGUGAUGGAAUUAAUGUGAAAUAAAACAAAAACAUAAUGACUAGAAUACAAAGCUAAUACUGCUAAUUGGCAUGAGAAUUCAACAUAAAAUUAGGAGCUCUGAUUUUUCAAAUUUUUCAAAUUUAUCAUAAGACCUUUAGGAAAUGUAUUUGAAAGCUCAAAAUAGAAAUUAGGUUAAAAUGCCAUUUUAUUGUGUAAGCUAUUGGGCAUUAUACAACAAAUAAUCUAGGAUUUAUUUGGUAUUAAUAAUUUAGGCAUCAUAUUAGCUGAAUACUCUCCUCUAUUACGUAAUAUACUGUUGGGUUAGUGUCAAUUUCUCAAACUCUCCCAGGCUGCCAUAAUGCAUGUCUGACCUAAUUUCUGUUUCUCUUGGAGAAACACACACACACACAUAUACACACCACAGAAAUGUUGCAUUAAGAAUGCUACAUUUCAAAUAGACUUUACCCUCGCAAUUUUAGGCUAUGCCAUAUUCAAAUUAAUUUUGCGAGUGAUAUCUGCAUAUGUUUCUGUACAGUAUGAAAUGACCGACCCUGUAGUGUAGUAUGUGAUAGAGUUCUACUUGUUAAAGUAGGUUAGAUACAGACACUAAUGUGUGUGAUGAUAGCGUCCUGUGUUUCUUAGUGCAAACCUGUAUAGUAAAAAUGUUCAUAGAACUUUUACUUAAAAACAGUCCCGUGCUAGAGCUGCCAUUAAGCAGCGCAAAAUUAAUCGGCAGCAUGGUAGAUUCUUGACCUUAAAUUUAACAAUAGCAGCCAAAAUCAGAUUAUUACUUUUUUUCUUGCGAGUCUUAUUGACAUAAGAAACAUUGUUUAAAUUGUUUAAAUGGAUUCUGCCUGCAGUUAUUUGUGUACCUGUUUGUUAGGGUGUGCAUUCUUUGUGUGUGCGUGUGCGCGUGUGCGCAUGAGAGGGCGAGAGAGAGAGAGAGAUCUCAGCCUGCCAGAUAGAAUUUUAUAGGCUCAAUGAAGUUUUAAUGUUACUUGGCAUCCUGUUGUUCUGGUCUCUUCUGGCAUUUACCAAUGACCCUUAACAAACACAUCUACCCAUGCGACCAAAGUCCACUGACACAAGAGGCCAGAAUUCUUACUUGCACAUCAAUGAAAAGUCACAACUGAAAAGCACAGAAAGUUAGAGCUGAAAGCAGCCUCCGGUGGCUUCAUUUUGUAGAUGGGUCUGUUUUGUAAUUCUGCAGAAAAGCGGGGAUAUGAACUUUGCACUGUGGUGUCUUCUUGCUCCAUCCCAGGUCUGUCUACGUCUCUAUCUGGCUAUGAUCCUUUCUAGGGUUCAUUAAUACCCUUUACUAAGUCAACUAUUGCUUUAAAGGAUAUUUUCUGUAGGUUUAUGUGCUCAUUUUAGUUAGCAUCUACCUCUCUAGGAAAUGAAAGGGGGGUUGACAUAGGGAUGAGUACAGACAUUGAAAGACAACUAUCAAACCAUGCUGUUUGAAUUUUUAAAAUUGUAGAGCAUUGGUGUCCAAGUCUCCCACCCCACUUGUAUGUAAAGGACAGUGAGUGUUGUGUAAAUAGUAAACUCUAAGAAGCAUGAAUUUUCAUCUUUAUUAAUGAUCUUGACAUAAGCAAGAGAAUGCUUCAUUUGUUAAGUAGAGCCAAGAAUGCUACAAAAAAGCAUUGUCUUUGGAAAAAUUUUGUAUAAUGACUUGGGGCAUAAGUUGUGAUGAAAAGGCAACUUGAUUCUCAGUUCCAGUCAUUCUUAAGGAUCAGAAAGCUCUAAGAUAUUUUCUUUAAAAAUAUAAUUGUUUAAUUUUUUGCAUGACUUACAUAUCGGGUCCCUUGAAGGUGAAACCAGGUGAUGGUAUAAUCCUUGAGAUCUAGAUUGGCACCGUUCUAUAGAACUUUCUGUGGCAAUGGAAAUGCUCUGUCACCUGUGCUGUCUGGUACAAUGGCAACAAGCCACAUGGACUUUCAGGCAGUUAAAAUGGGGUUAGUACAAGAGAAGAAGUGGAUUUCAAAUUUUAUUUAACUGAAAUCUCAAUAUGACAAGUGGCUGCCAUAUUGAACAACGCAGUUCUGGAUGAUCGUGCUUGCGGAUCUAGCAUCAAAGUAUUAAUGGAGUAACAGUGAGGCGAAAAAGAGUUUGUGUGCUAGUAACAUGUAGUUGGCAAAAGGUAAAAAAUUCCUUUCUGGGCCUAAAAAGCAUGUGGUCUCAAGUAUGACAGUAAAAAUUCAUUGCUGCCCUUUGGAACUGUUGCUGAUAGACUUUAGGCCAAGGAAUGAUCAGUGAAGCUGAAAGAGUGCUUUAUUAAGCCCCUUUUCUGGGCUUAUUAGCUGCAUGUGAACCUAUUGUCCAAAAAUAGUAGUUAGACAGUAGCUGUAAAAUGUUUGACUUGCAAGCUAUGCAUGACCUAUUCUGUGAAAUUGUGUCUGGGGUCCUGUGGCCAAAAAGUAAAUGUUACAGGAAAAAAAAAAAAAAAACCUAAUGAAAUCCCUGUUCACUUCCAAUAUCUUAUCCAAACUUCAUUCGUGUAUUAGUAAGGUGCAAAUAUAAGAGCAAGCAUGGUUUGCAGUGUUCAGACUGUUUUUGUUUGCCCUUGAAGUCUGCCAGCUUGUCAUUGUAUUUGGUGUGGGCAUAUGUGGGCAUCAUUUUUCAGAUGCCAGACUAAAACAUAGGUACUAUUUUUAGAGUGAGAUUUGACAUUGUUUUAGUCUCUUUCUUUUUUAAACAAAAGUUUUAGUUCACUGAAAGAGUUGAAGAUUUGAAGCUUUGCACAAAGGCACUUUUUUUUUUAAC